AUGUUGGUCAACUUUUUGGCCUUCCUGGCCGUUCUGCCCGCCGUUCUGGCGCAGACGGUUACGUAUCAGGCCGAGACUGGUGCCCUCAACGGAGUCACCAUCGGAACUUCGCAGACCGGAUUCACCGGCACUGGCUACGUCGAGGGUUUCGACGCGGACGCGGACACUGUGACCUUUACCGUGACUAGCACGGCCCAGAAGCUAUACGAUCUGGUGAUCUUGUACUCGUCUCCGUCCGGAGCCAAGUACACCACCGUUGUGCUCAACGGCUCCGGCGGAAGUCAGGUCGCCCUCGCUGCGGCGACGGGGUGGACGACGGCCUCCGGUGGACAGGUCCUGCUGGCGGCGGGAACCAACACCAUCGCUCUGCAGAGCAACUGGGGAUGGUACCUGAUCGACGCCAUCACGCUCACUCCCUCGGCCGCCCGUCCCGCGCACCAAGUCACCACCGCAUUGGUCAAUACCAACUCCUCGCCCGCCACCAAGGCGCUGAUGAAGCUCCUGGUGGACAACUACGGCUCGUACAUCCUCAGCGGUCAACAGGACCCGCCGAGUUUGGCUUGGAUCGAGACGAACAUCGGAGAGACCCCUGCCGUUCUGGGUCUGGACAUGAUCGAGUACUCGCCUUCCCGUGUCGCGAGGGGCUCCACCUCGACUGCUGUCGAGGACGCCAUCGCGUUCGAUGCGAGGGGAGGAGUCGUUACUUUCUGCUGGCACUGGAACGCUCCCGUCGGCCUCUACGACGUCACCGGCAAAGAGUGGUGGCGCGGAUUCUACACGGACUCAGUCGACUUCGACAUCUCGACGGCGCUCGCCUCGACCACCAACGCCAACUACACGCUGCUGAUCCGCGACAUCGACGCCAUCGCCGUGCAGCUCAAGCGUCUUCAAGCCGCCAACGUCCCGAUCCUCUGGCGCCCCCUCCACGAGGCCGAGGGAGGCUGGUUCUGGUGGGGCGCAAAGGGCGCCGAGCCGGCCAAGAAGCUCUACGGAAUCGUCUACGACCGCUUGACCAACUACCACGGGCUGAACAACCUGAUCUGGGUGUGGAACAGCGUGGCGUCGGACUGGUACCCGGGCGCCUCGACCGUCGACAUCCUAUCAUACGACAGCUACCCGGCGACCGUCGGCGACCACGGGCCCGUCUCAGCGCAAUACAACGCGCUGUACGCUCUCGGCGGCGACAAGAAGCUGAUCGGACUCAGCGAGAACGGCGCGAUCCCCGACCCCGACCAGCUGCAGCUCUACGACUCCGACUGGAGCUGGUUCGUCACCUGGACCGGCGAGUUCCUGACCGCGGGCACACACAACACCCUCGACUUCCUCAAGAAGGUCUACGCGAGCAGCUACGUCAAGAACUUGAGCGACAUCAAGGGCUGGAAGACCGGCACUGCUGCCGUCAGCAGCAGCACUACUACCCCCACCACCGUGGUCUCGUCCUCGAAGAUCUCGAGCGCGGCGCCGUCGGCGUCGACUACUGCCGCCAGCGGAACUGUGCCGAAGUAUGGACAGUGUGGCGGAACUUCGUACACCGGACCGACAACGUGCGUGAGUGGAAGUACGUGCACCGCCGUCUCGCCGCCGUACUACUACCAGUGCUUGUAG
Tricharina praecox is the source of this 1605-nucleotide messenger RNA. RefSeq names its product glycosyl hydrolase family 26-domain-containing protein. Gene Ontology annotation, molecular function: mannan endo-1,4-beta-mannosidase activity; cellulose binding. The coding region runs from base 1 to 1605 and encodes 534 amino acids. NCBI's taxonomy places the organism in Eukaryota, Fungi, Ascomycota, Pezizomycetes, Pezizales, Pyronemataceae. Gene Ontology annotation, cellular component: extracellular region. Gene Ontology annotation, biological process: substituted mannan metabolic process. The transcript has 5 exons. The record is from RefSeq and is a predicted model, not a curated record.